AUGUCUGGAUCAACCCUCUUUGCCAACUUCACCGAUGAUAGUUCUGAUCAGGAGCCCGUUGUGUGCCAGACUGGAGCCCGAUGCUACACUCGCGACCGUUCUGAUCUCACAAAGGGCUUGCUGAUCUUGCCCGGUCAGCCUCGCUUCCGGGUGGAGAACCUUUCUGCUGUCUCCGGUGGCAGGCUUGUGUGUGCAGCUUGCCAUGCGCAUUACGCAAGGAAAGCCUCGAGCUCGGUCCGAGCAACGUUCCGGGGCGAUCUGGAAGGCGAGAAAGAAUCUAUCCGGCAGAGGAACAUCCAAGGACGCGUUGGAGGUCCUCGUGUUUCGCUUCCAAACCAACCGAUAUCAAGUUCCGGAUCGUCCAGUGCACCAAUUAAUCCGGGGCAAUAUUCAAGCCAAGGCUAUUCUGCUGCUCACUCUCAGUAUGCCGCGGCACGCGGGGCUUUUACCAAAUCAGCGUAUACUGGGAUGUCGCCGCAGUGGAUCACCCUGAACAUUGGUGUCCGCUAUGAGACUCGUGGUCGACCUACUGGGCAAGUCUUUGGGGUAUGUUACGGUGACACGAUUCACGAGGGCAAGAAUGUCCCUGCAACAAUUACCGCAAGCGAAAUUAUCACAGCCGUGUUUGAUAACGUGGCGCCCAAGCUUCGUCAAGCCAUCGCUCAGGAAACUGACUCUCAAUUUGUAUUUGAUGAGUCUAAUUUUUUAGUACGCGAUACUGAAACGUGGAUCAAUGUCCACGCGGAGCUCCCAGGAUCCAGCGUGCUCUAUGAGCGUUGCCUCAAGACAUCAAAGGCUCGUGCCGACAAGGGCCAACUCGUGUUUCAGCGACCGAGAAAGCCCUUUCAAUUUGCACUUGUCAUCGACGCCAAAGAAUGGCUCAGAUAUGAAAAUUACCGUGAUGCCCGGGAGCUGGACACACUCUCUAUUCAGGAUAAUGCCGAUACCGUCUCAUCUGCGCUACGCUCGCACAUGGUACAGCGUGCCCCUGAGCCUUCGGCCCUCAAAUUGACAGUCCUGUCGGCCGCGGAGACUACUAAGGAACCGAGUAACGGGUGUUUGACACGCUCAAAAACAAAGAGCAAGACUGCCACUGCCAGUUCGUUCAGCUCCGUUCGACCCUCUCGAUCGGCGCCAAGCUUGCAGGACUUUACUCAGCCAGAUCAAGCGCUGCCAGAGUCGCCGCUUCCAAGCUCUGGCACGAGAGAAAUUUCGUCUCAGGAAUCCAGUAGCAAGAUAGCGACUUCGAAAAAGCGUGCUGCUAGUCCAAUCGACGAUUAUCAUCCGGUUGACCAGCAACGUCUUCGAAAGGCACUCAGUAUAGGCGGCUCCUUUCCCAACAUUGCGAGAGCCUUGCACACAACGGAGAUAAUCCAAUUCUUCCGUAUCACUGGGACCUCCGAUCUCAAUAAUCUCCUCGCAAAUGGCGGACAAAAAUUUGUCUGCGAUAUUGCGAAGGCGGAAGCCGGUACUCUGUCGCUCCAGCCUUCGGAGAAGCCUCUGGGGAUCGGUUCGUUCAAAUCUGCUCAUUCUGCGUUUCUGACGCUGUCCACUUUGCCGACCACACCCCUCGGAGCGCUUCCAAAUCAAGCCGUUGCCGCGAAACGCAUGUUCAAGAACAACAAGAAUACCGUCUUGAUCCGCUUCAACCCCAUCGAUGAAUAUGCGCACCAUGUAUCGGAGGCAAAUCUCCUAUUCUGGGGCACUACCCUUCUCAGUUUCGUUUAUUCUUUCGUGCGUAACUACAUAUCAAAGCAUGUCGCGCCACCAGGCGACCUCCCUAUCUUUGAAGUCCGCUUCGUCGAGGCCGGCGUUGCUCUGGUUCACAAUGCGGCGGCAGAUGGCAAGUCGAGCAAAAUGAUGACAUCACUCCGACGAUCAUAUCUCAUUGAAGAAUUAAUUGGAACGGGCAAGUUUGUGAAGUACAUCAAUAACAAUAGUGCAGUGCCCGUUCCGUCGCUUCCAGAAGAUCUCAAGCUGUUGGCAUCGUUCCUCUGUUUUACACAACAUGUCCAAUACGAACACACCGGGCGUUUGGUCUUUCUUUCUGAUCUUCAAGGCCGGUUCAUUCGAUCUGGCUCACUGUUUCAUACUAACUCUAUCCAAGGCUCCGGAAAUCUCUUGACGGAUCCGCAGGUUAUGACUUCACCGACUCUCGAACGUGGUCUGUUUGGUGGUGGCAAUUCAGGCAGGUUCUUCGAGAAGUUUCCUGAGCAGCAUGUGAAACACAGCACUGCAGGUGACCCUCAUCGGAACCCGCUUCUGCACAACGCCCGUUGCUUUCCAUCGCGCAAUCUCAAUGACCUCGAGCCCUCCCCUUUCUGCGUCGAGGAAUCUGCGCCGCCUCCCCAAAUGGCACCCCUGAUGCCGGAACUUUCCCUCGAUCUGAUGCCGUCCCCGACGGCGCCCCUGGCGCAGCGAUGCGCGUACUGCGGGACGAUGACGGCGCCCGCCUCGACGCACGAUCCCGCGGCGUCUUUCAUUCUGUGUCACACAUGCACGGUGUAUCUGUCGCAGCGCGACAAACCGCCCCCGCGGCGCCUCCGUGAGAGACUCGACUUCGUCGCACCAGAGCAAGGGAACGGGACGAGGGAGGGCGGCGCGUCGCCCGAGCACGGGACCAGGUGCGCACAUUGCGGUACGCGCGCGACAAGCCCCCAGCGGACGCAUCCAGAGGGAAUGGUAGAGUGCAGCGCGUGCGGGAUGUACGCGCGGCCGCAUGGGUCCAGGAGGGGCCGCUGA
This is a messenger RNA of Mycena citricolor, 2742 nucleotides long. Lineage: Eukaryota; Fungi; Basidiomycota; Agaricomycetes; Agaricales; Mycenaceae. The record is from the annotation of a GenBank genome assembly.